AUGUCAGCGCUGUUGUCGGAACAGGUCGUUGAAGACAUCCUGGAAGGCAACUUUCGAGUGAAUUGUUUCAGUUAUGCAAGUGCUGCACUCCUGAUCUAUCAUGUCGCCUUGAACUUGCCACAUGAUGUACGCCAUCUGUGGGGGCGAAGAUCCAUUGCAAUACUACUCUCUGCCAUCAACUGGCUUGCUAUCACUGGUACUAUCAUUACGAAUAUGCCCCUUACACAGGAUACCACACAAAUUAUUUAUUUCACAAGAUGUGUGUCUUCCAACUAUGCAUUUGGAGUGGUGUUAUAUGUCAACACUGCCAUACCUCCAUUGGUAGCCGCCCUGCGUGUACAUGUCGUGAGCGGAGGCAGCUGGCGCUGGGUGUUACCAGUCUGGCUUUUUGGUAUGGUGCCCGUGUGCACUAACAUAGGUGCUCUCGACUCAAGCAGAAUGUUGAUCACUACUCGUGUAUCUGUGGUCAUCUCGGACAUCCUCGUAGUUGCAGCAACAUGGUACUACAUCAGCCGUACAAGCUCCGUGGGAGAACAGCUGGUACGUGGGGUCUGGGCUACAAGGCCCAAUCUCACAACCGUCAUGUUCCGCAACGGUACUCUGUACUUCAUGAUGUCGAGCAUACUGGUCUCCCACUUCCUCAUCUGCAUCCGCGAAGCCGCAGAAUGCUCAAUACAGGCACUCGGCUCCCAAUCUCUGUCCUUCAUUGACUCGCAAGGUUACUGUGUCUCACAGCCGUGGCUCUCUAGCAUAGAAUUUGGGGCCGACAUCGCCAACCCCUCUGCGAGAGAUAGUAACGAGGAUUCUUCAUCUGAUCUUGAGGACGACCUGGAUUCAAGAGGCGAAGAUGACGCAGGAGACGCGGGCAAUGAUGGAAUAGAACUAGAGCAUACGCAGUCUCUGUCCAUUCCGUAG
This is a messenger RNA of Postia placenta MAD-698-R-SB12, 915 nucleotides long. RefSeq lists its product as hypothetical. The record is from RefSeq and is a predicted model, not a curated record. NCBI's taxonomy places the organism in Eukaryota, Fungi, Basidiomycota, Agaricomycetes, Polyporales, Adustoporiaceae. The transcript is spliced from 9 exons. Bases 1 to 915 code for a protein of 304 amino acids.